Cyprinodon tularosa is the source of this 1749-nucleotide messenger RNA. RefSeq names its product nucleolin-like. The transcript has 13 exons. The record is from RefSeq and is a predicted model, not a curated record. Lineage: Eukaryota; Metazoa; Chordata; Actinopteri; Cyprinodontiformes; Cyprinodontidae. Bases 138 to 1475 code for a protein of 445 amino acids. Gene Ontology annotation, molecular function: RNA binding.
ACGUAUCCGAACAGCGCGCUGUCCUUGCGGGCCUCCGUAGUAAGGUGGUUUCACACAUGCGCAGUAGGUAGCAUGUGGCUAUCUGCAGCUGAGAACACGUUUGUUUAUCUGCACGUCAGCGGCUGUUAGAGGAUAACAUGACAAUGAAACAGAAUACGAGACAUAAGAAAGUUCGAAGCAGCUACAAGAAAGCUGAGGACACCUGUAAUAACGAUAUUCAGCCUGAAGUGGUGGAGAGCAGAGAUGAAGAAGCUAACGGGAAACGGAAAGCUGCUCCUGCCUCGGAUUCAUCUCCGUCAAAGAAAACCAAACUCAGCAACGAUGAGUUCUGUCUGUUUGUGGGAAACCUGAAUGUCACCAAAACAUCGGAGGAAAUCAAAAGUUCUCUGGCGAAGUACUUCUCAACACAGAACCUGCUGUUCCAGGACAUCCGGCUGGGACAUUCCAAGAAACACGCGUUUGUAAGCAUGGCCUCAGACAUGGACCUGAACAAAGCCUUGACUUUGAACGGAGAGGAGAUCCUUGAUAAGCCGCUGAAGAUGGCCAAAGCUAAAGCCAGAAGCAACGAGCAAAAGAAGGCACAGGCUCCGCCGAUGGACCAGAAAGUGAAAGACCACAGAUGUUUGUUUCUAAAGAACGUGCCGUACAACGCAACUGAAGAAGACAUCCGGAAGGUUUUCCGCAGAGCUGUCGCCGUUCGCUUUCCCGGGGGAGCCAAAGGACCGAGUCAGGGCAUCGCCUUCGUAGAGUUUAAAAACAAAGCAGUGGCAGAAGAAAUGCUUAAGAAAAAGCAAAAAGCUCAACUUCAAGGUCGCGACUUGAUAGUGGCCCGAAUCCAACGGCGAGCUGUCACCAACGCAGACAGUAAAAAAGCCAAGGCAGCUGCAGCUCCUUUAAGUAACAUCCUGUUUGUAAACCACCUGCCUGAAUACGUGAGAGAGAACCACCUGAAGUCGUCUUUUAAGAACGCUCUCCACAUCAGGAUCCCUCAUGUGAAGGACAGACCGAAACGAUUUGCGUUUGUGGAGUUUGCAUCAGUGGCUGACGCUAAAAAAGCUCUGCAGGCAUCCAAAAACAGACAGGUCUGCAAAAGAGGAGCCAAAGUUGAAAUGUGUCGCAACAGUUUGCAGCCAGAGAGCUCUGAAGUCAAAGGGAAAACUCUGUUCGUUUCCGGCCUCACUGACGAGACGACUGCAGAGACGCUUCAGGCGGCGUUUGACGGAGCCGUUGCUGCAAGAGUGGCCGUGGAUAAAAACACAGGAGCUUCCAAAAGGUUUGGUUUUGUGGAGUUUGACAGCGAGGGGAGCUGCAGAGCCGCCAAAGACGACAUGGAGGACUGCGAGAUCGAUGGCAGCAAAGUCACUGUAACGUAUGCGGUGUCCAAGGAAGAAGGUUCGACUCGGCCGCCUAGUGGUGGAAAACAGCAGGGUGAAAGACGUCGUCAUGCUGCUGAAGUCAUCAAGUUAAGAAGCUAAUGUUGUCUCAGGAGAUUCUAAUGAUGUUCCUUCGUUAUUUAAGACCUUCUCCCAGUAACACCUUUAAGCUGCUUUAGGAAAAAUGUCACAUUUUCUGAACAGAUCUGGUUUGGAUUGUAAAGUUUUCCAUCCCUGAAGGUUUACCAACAAAAAUGUCCUCAUUAUAUUAUAAGAUUAUGUUUUGUACUGAUGAGAAAAAUGUCUUUAAAUCCAAAUAUGCAUUUUUUUUUUUAAGUUUUUUGUGAAACCUUAAUAAAGUCUAGUAAACCUCCUC